Mya arenaria is the source of this 1980-nucleotide messenger RNA. RefSeq lists its product as uncharacterized. The record is from RefSeq and is a predicted model, not a curated record. Lineage: Eukaryota; Metazoa; Mollusca; Bivalvia; Myida; Myidae. The transcript is spliced from 4 exons. Gene Ontology annotation, biological process: immune response. Gene Ontology annotation, cellular component: membrane. Bases 5 to 835 code for a protein of 276 amino acids. Gene Ontology annotation, molecular function: tumor necrosis factor receptor binding.
UUUUAUGCACACGUCAAACAUGACGGACAUACUGCUUAAGAGGUUGACAAUUGUCAGUGUAUUGCUUUUGUUGAUCGUGCUUAUAACAGUGCUCUGCAUCGUGUGGACUAUGCCGGACAGUAAACAAAUAGACGCAAAUACGAAUAUAUGUCUAAAAAAUAAUAACAAUAAUGUGCAAUGUGGUGAAACAAUCGAGUUAUUACACGCAUUGUUUGAAAAGAAAAUUUUAUCUGCAUACAUUGAAGCUGAGACAAGGGAGAAAAAUCAGACCAAAAUAUACAUUGAAGAUUCUCUGAAACACAACGUUCAAUUGAUGUCAGACUACAAAAACACGUUGUGGGACAUGAAACCUUCUGCAAAAUUAGUUGGCAUUCAUGAGAAACAAGAUCAUAUUUCAGGUAAUCAUUCAAUGACAACGGUCACAUGUUGGCGUCACGACAAAGACCUAUUUUAUACAACAGGGUUUCAGAGAUACGGAAUUAGGUUCCAAAAUGGCCGAUUAAUUGUUCCCGUAAGCGGUACAUACUACAUAUACUCGUUCCUAGGACUAACAGAACGACGUCUUACUGACGACGGAAUUCCAGUAGAAUCAAACAAUAUGCACGAAAUAAAACAUGCAAUGCAUAAGUAUAACGUACUUGAUACUGUUGCUAUGGAAAUCGCAUCAAAUUUGCAGUCUCGUAAAAACGCUUCGGAAGGUUACUUUAAUUAUUACACUAGUCAAAUAGCUACCUUGGCGAAGCUUCGCGCUGGUGAUGAAAUAUCAGUAAAGCUAAGCGACGUGACACUUUUAAAAUACACGGGGAAUAACUACUUUGGCCUGCAUCUCAUAUAACAUCUCCGACAUUGGGGCAGCGUCCACGUCGCGUCGGAGGGAUGGAGGACCCAACAAAUGCCCCAGUUUAUCAAAUUCAAUAUACAGUAAUGUGAAAUGGGCCCCAUCAAUUUGGAAUGGUCUAGUUGGCUCCUUGUAAUUCUAUACGGUACUGUUUAAACUGGGUUUAACCUAUUACAUUUUAUUUUCACAAAGCAUUUUAAUAACGCAUCAUUUCAAUUGAUGACGUCAUUCUAUUUAUAUUCUGAUUUGACGUCAGCUCAGUGAAAACAAUCGUAUAGCAUUAUGAUGACUACGGACAAGCUUACUUUGCAACAUGUGUUCCUUUUAGAGUCAGUCAAGAUAAGAUGCUUCUUUAAUUUUCAUAAAAUAGAAAUUGAGGGAGCUCACAUAAUUAGUGCAAGAGUUGGAAGAAAAUAAAGAAUAAAAAUAUAAAAGAGAAAUACAUUUUAAACAUUUAACUCAGCAGAAUUUUCAGUUGCGUAAAAAUAAAUUGGAAAUAACACAUAAACUGAGUGUAUGCACCUGAACUUUAUACACGCCUAAGAUCCUAGCUAUGAAUUUUGUAAAUCAUCAUUUCUAAAAAUGCUGAAUGAGAGGCAUUUAGCCGAUUUCGAAUGUUAUAUUUGUGAAUGCUUUUUGAUAUAGAUUUUGGUCGCAAGUGAAUCUUUUUUGGCAAUGUUAAGAAUGAACUUGGCUGCCUUUAACUUCUUUUACACAACAUUGUACAUAAAUGUAUGUCGCAUAACUUUCCGCUAUGUCAAUUUUGUAUGUUUAAAGAUUGAAACUUUUAUGUCAAUAUGUAAUUGUAUAAUCAUGAAAUAAAAUGAAAUGGUAUUCUAGGAGAAAAAACUUAAACCGCCAUGAGUGAAAGAUUUCUAUAUAUUUUGUGUCUUUUUGUUCUUUCUAACGUCUGAUUUUUGAAUAGUAGUUUUUGUUGUAUAAAUAUCAUUACUAAUUGAAUAUAAACGAUUUUUGUAUUGUAGAAAAACGCUUAAAAGAGUCAGGUGAACGAUAACUUUUAGGAAAAUGAUUUAGAUAAAACAGAGACUUUUAUUUCAACUUCGAGUGUAUCAUUAAUUGUUCUUUUGAUAAGAUUGCAUAUUACAAUUUAAAUUCUUUACGACGUACGUUACUCGUAUAGA